Prunus persica (peach) is the source of this 1163-nucleotide messenger RNA. Its product is annotated as dirigent protein 21. NCBI's taxonomy places the organism in Eukaryota, Viridiplantae, Streptophyta, Magnoliopsida, Rosales, Rosaceae. The transcript has a single exon. Bases 321 to 959 code for a protein of 212 amino acids. The record is from RefSeq and is a predicted model, not a curated record.
UUUAGGACAUUUCCAAUUGAAAGUGACGAUAGCAUAUUAAAUUCAUACACACAACACGGAUGCUAGAACUCGAACCUAGAACCUUGCCUGAGAAAGUAAAUACUUCAAACCACUACACUAAUGAGUCAUUUAACUCCCUUUAAAAAUCAUGUAAACAUACUAUUUUCAAAUGAAAAUUUUAAUAAUAAAACAGGUGAGCUUAUCAGCUGUCGAAACGAUUAUGUCACAAUGACAAUGCCACCAUACUUGCUUUCUCUUACUUUACACGUCCUCCAAUAAUCUAUAAAUGCCACCCACAACCCCAAUAUACAAAGGGUUGUAUGAAGCCAGAAGCACAAGAACAAAACUUCAACACAAUACUUCCAAAUUGCAUUUUCCCAACCAUGGCCAAGAACUCCAAAUCCCUCCUCAUUUCCUUAACUAUUCUCUUCUUCAUAACCAUGGUCACUUCAAAAUCACCAAACUUCUCUCAAAACCCAUCUCUACAAGCACUUGGCCUCAACAAGCAAGAGAAGCUAAGCCACCUCCACUUCUACUUCCAUGACAUUGUCAGCGGUCCAAACCCUACUGCCAUUUGGGCUGCCCAAACACCCACAUCCAAAAAAUCCCCAACCCUAUUUGGCUCCAUAGCCAUGUUUGAUGACCCAUUAACCGUGGGCCCCGAAAGAAGCUCCAAGCUUGUGGGAAGAGCACAAGGGAUUUAUGGGUCUGCUUCACAAAGUGAGGAUGCUUUGUUGAUGACCAUGAACUUGGCCUUUGUUGAAGGUAAGUUUAAUGGGAGCAGCCUUAGUGUUUUUGGUCGAAACGCGGUGGUUGAAGCUGUGAGAGAGAUGCCAAUUGUUGGUGGAAGUGGGGUUUUUCGGUUUGCUCGUGGCUAUGUUCAGGCAAGGACUCUCAAGUUCAAUGCAACAAGUGGAGAUGCUCUUGUUGAGUAUGAUGUGUUUGUUUUCCACUACUGAGUUUUUGUUUUCUGCUUUGGUUUGUUUUCUUUCAAUCGACAAUGUUCUUCACAGUGUUUUUUUGGUCACAGUGUGGUUGGUGGAAGUGGUGGGGCUUUGGGUUUUUGGGUUGUUGGUGUAGAAAUAUGAAAAUGGCAAUCAAUUGUCAUAGUAAAGCAACUGCACGCGUGUUGAUUAGAAAGAAUCAAGUUGGUCUUUAUAGUA